Molecule: messenger RNA, 1914 nt
Organism: Ilex paraguariensis (yerba mate)
Lineage: Eukaryota; Viridiplantae; Streptophyta; Magnoliopsida; Aquifoliales; Aquifoliaceae
Source: the annotation of a GenBank genome assembly
UGUCAUUUUUCGGUUUCACAGACGUGAAAACAAUAGAAAAGAGAAAUCUCUGUCUCUCUCUCAUCCUCCUCCUCCUCUGCUUCUCUCCCUCUCGCCAUAAAUAUUACUACCCAGAGCUCCUUUCAUGGCAAAGAAGCGAAAAUCAAUCAGGAUUUGAAGCUAUUGAGUUCAUAUUAAGCUAUUGGGUUCAAAUCAUUUCGUUGGAGGUUUAUUUUUUAUCAGGAUUUGUUUGAAGUUAGAGUGACCAAAAAAAAAAUCAACAGUAGUGAAAAUUGCAAGCAGUUUCUUGUGUAUUGUGAUCCCAAUCGAAAUUCUUAGGACUGCUCUUUCUCUCUUGAUUAUGUAUAGCUCAGCCUCGAUUCCGAGAGACAGGACUAGUAGUAGUCUUUUGUUUUCGUCUUCUGGGUUUAAGCACUCGUUUGUGGAAGAAGAGUCGUUGAAGAGCAAAGAGUUAAUAAGUUGUGAUCUGUAUCAUGGUGAUUAUCAGAAACAACAGCAGAGCUCGGAGUUAAUGUGGUGCCGCUCUGAUCCGAGCUCCUUCUUUGCUGAAAUUCUUGGCAAUGGUAGUGGUAGUGAUUAUUUCAACCCUCAAUCGGUGACGAGUCCUGAAUCUGGAUCUGACUCUGUGUUCGCAACGCCGCCAAUCAAUUUGGAUUCAAAUCUGAACUUAUCCAAGUCCAUGAUUAAUCAGCAAGUAAAUAAAUUAUCUGAUUCACAACUUAAUAAUGGAUUCUCCUCUUCUGCUUCGGAGAUGAUUUAUGAAACAAAUCCUCCGCCACCACCUCUACCAGCGGUGAGCUCCGCCUCUGCAGCUGAUGUUGGGUCUUACUCUGCUGUGAAGAUGGAAAGUCCGAUAGAACUGAGGACUCCUAAUGCUAAUUGCUCCAAUCUUAUCAGGCAGAGUAGUUCUCCAGCUGAAUUCUUCUCUGGAUUUUCUGUGACGGGAGCUAGUAAUGGAACCUAUGGAGAAACCAGUUGUUCAACUGUCAGACUGAAUAAUCGUAACAACUUCUCAUCCGGGCCAUCUUCUUGCUCAAGGUUCAUGCAUCAGAUUGCUGGAAAUGUAAAUGAAAGCAUAGGGACAGGUAGCCAUGAGAAUGGACACUUGAGGAGUGGUACCAACACCGAUGGAUGUUAUGCCCCCAGCAUUUUAACUGAUUCUUGGAAUGAUUCUACAUUUAAGAGCUUAAAAAGAAACAGGGAUGGUGAUGUGAAGAUGUUUCCUAGUUUGAAUUCAUUGGAAUUUGAGAAUGUUAACUCUAGAAAUAACAAUCCUGGUUUGACUCACCAUUUGAGCUUGCCAAAAACUUCUGCUGAGAUGGCUGCCAUAGAGAAGUUUUUGCAGUUUCAACAAGAUUCUAUUCCUUGUAAGAUCCGAGCCAAAAGGGGUUUCGCCACUCACCCACGAAGCAUUGCAGAAAGGAUGAGAAGAACACGGAUAAGCGAAAGAAUGAGAAAGCUGCAAGAUCUUUUUCCAAACAUGGACAAGCAAACAAAUACAGCAGAUAUGUUAGAUAUGGCAGUUGAGUACAUUAAAGACCUUCAGAAACAGGUCCAGACACUCACGGAUACUCAGACGAAAUGCGUGUGUUCAAGUAAACAGAAAUAAAUUUUACUGCCUUCGUCGGUUUGUCCAAAAAAAACAAACCGUAGGGGAAAGGAAGAAUGGGAGAAGAAAGCAGAGGUAACUUAUCCAUUUCAUUGCACUGGAGUGCGGAAUGUGGGCCUUCUGAAGCCUAAGAGUGGUGUUAUUUUCACUUAUAACCCGGAUUGAAACUUUUAGAGGUUAUCAUCCUGUAGCAGAUUAUUCUUAUUGUAUAGCAUAUACUCAGAUUCACCUUGUAGAUUAUGUAAUGUACUGUGUUCAAUUGGGAUUGUUCUACCAAUUUCUCAUAAAUCCCACUUCAAAUCCAC